Molecule: messenger RNA, 2701 nt
Organism: Hylaeus anthracinus
Lineage: Eukaryota; Metazoa; Arthropoda; Insecta; Hymenoptera; Colletidae
Product: probable ATP-dependent RNA helicase DHX35
Exons: 11
Coding region: 868-2628 (586 amino acids)
Cellular component (GO): intracellular anatomical structure; catalytic step 2 spliceosome
Molecular function (GO): ATP binding; RNA binding
Source: RefSeq, a predicted model, not a curated record
UAUAAUUUUCUAUUUUUUACGCAUAAUCGUCAACAACCUCUUAACUUUACCUGCAUAAUUUCAUGUGAUCCAGUGCCGCGGGUUACCUCUAGUUGUAGCACUUGUAAGUUUGCCAAAGUCUCAUGGUAGGUUUUUAACGUACAUAAGCCUUUGUAACGAGCUUUCGAUAAAAUCCGAUAUAAAUAUGACACUAAACCACGAAGACGUAAUACAAAGUAAUACUUUACCGCUAUCGGAUUAUCCAUGCUGAUUAUUAAAGCUGGCAUACAAAUUUGGAAAUUUAGAGCUUUGUGUUGAAUUUGCGUACGAUUAUAGUAAUCAAGUUUGUAUGAAAUAUAAUCUUUAUUGACCUAGCGUAUGUUGUUACUUCACUUGCCCCUGCCUGAGCUACUAUAAGAAUUAUAAUAUUUACUUCCGAUAUGGUAAAUAGUAAAUUUUCUACUAUAACAUUUCGAACCAAGAUGAAACAGAAUAACGUUUUCCUAUGUUUCGGUGGCAUUAGUACGUUGCGUAGCGCAAUAUUCUUUAUCACUAUUCACGGAUUGGUUCAUUUUCCUGUAUGCUAAUUAUAACAGAGAACGAUAAAGGCAAUUCCAGACAAAAUAGUGCGAUAUUAAUAUUUUCAAACGAUGGUAUUUGUUGUUUUCUCCAUCUUACUUCUAUUUUUAAAACGCUGGUCAUUGUUAUUUUAAUUCUAGUUUUUGUUAAACACAAUUUAUUCAACUAAAGCAUUAUGCAAGAAGAUUCUCAUCUGAUUGCCAGUUCAGCUGCUUUGAAGUUUGAAAUAUUACUUCGUAAAGAAACGUGUUUCCUUUAACAUUCUUUUCUGUUUAUCUUCUUGAAGCAGGAUGGUGUACAGAUGGAAAAAUGAUCGGUAUCACAGAACCAAGAAGAGUUGCGGCUACCUCUUUGGCCAGUCGCGUUGCCGAUGAACGUAAUUGCAUUUUGGGCACCGAAGUCGGUUAUUCUAUUCGCUUCGAUAAUUCUACAGACGAAACGACAAGAAUCAAGUACAUGACAGAAGGAAUUCUCCUUCGUGAGUUAAUGAGCGAUCCAUUACUGACAAGCUAUUCCGUCAUCGUUGUAGACGAAGUACACGAAAGGACCCUACUCACUGACAUUAUAAUGGGAUUAUUGAAGAAAAUAAUGCGGAAACGAAGAAGCUUAAAAGUUGUCGUUUGCUCGGCCACAGUCGAUGCGGAACAAUUACGAGAUUUUUUUAAUACGAGCACGACGAAAGACACCGCAGUCAUAAUGACCGUCGAGGGUCGACUUUAUCCAGUAGACAUUUUCUUUGUACGAGAGCCAGUAGCAAAUUAUGUCACCGCCGUCGUGGAUACCGUUUUGAAAAUACAUGUGAACGAAGAGCCCGGCGAUAUUUUAGCGUUUCUUACGGGUUUGGAUGAAGUCGACCAAGCGGUUUCUCUUUUAUCAGAACAUGCACAACUUAUAAAAGAAGGCAAACUGAAACUUUUACCCUUGGCUAUGUAUGGAUCUCUUCCGAAUUCAGAGCAACUUAAAGUAUUUUGGAGGGCUGCCAAAGACACUCGUAAAGUUAUCGUAGCAACAAAUAUAGCGGAGACGUCUAUCACCAUUCCAAACAUCGUUUAUGUAAUCGAUUGCGGUUUUGUUAAAAUUCCGUGGUUCGAACCAGAAACUCAGACGAAUUCUCUUGUUAUUGUUCCCGUAUCGAAAGCUUCCGCUGACCAACGUGCUGGUCGAGCUGGUCGCGUUCAACCAGGAAAAGCCUAUAGAUUGUACACAGAGGAAGCAUAUAGUGAAUUGUUUGAGGCAACGCCGCCAGAAAUGCAACGAUCCGACUUAGCACCCGCAAUCUUACAAUUAAAAGCUUUAGGCAUCGACAACGUAUUGAGAUUUAAUUUCCCUUCUGCUCCACCUAGCAAAAAUCUACUAACUGGAUUGGAAUUACUGUACGCGUUAGGUGCAAUUGACCGCAAUGGUGAAUUAACGACCCCUUUAGGCAUGGCAAUGGCAGAAAUGCCAUUGGAACCUGUUUUGGCGAAAUCUCUUAUGGUAUCAGGAGAAAUGGAAUGUUCCGAGGAAUUGUCAACUAUUCUUGCUAUGCUUCAAGUACAAAACGUUUUCAUAAGGCCAGCUGGCGGUCAAGCUGCUAUAAGGGCCAGAGUGGCGCAUAGAAAGUUCGAAGUUGAAGAAGGAGAUCUCCUAACGAUGCUCAAUGUAUAUACUGCUUACGAAAAAAAUAAAAUAUCCAGUUGGUGUCAGAAACAUUUUCUUAACUACAAAGCGUUACGACGAGCUACGGAAAUUCGAACACAAAUGCAUUAUAUGAUGAAGAGAUUAAAGAUACCAUUGGUUUCUUGUAAUGGAAAUGUACAACAAAUUUUGAAAUGCAUAACCGCUGGGCUUUUUCCAAAAGCGGCAUAUUUAAGUUAUACUGGGGUAUACCAAACUGUGCGUGGCAAUAGGGCUCUACAUAUACAUCCAAAUAGUUGUUUAUAUACACUUCAACAACCCCAAUGGCUACUUUUCUGUGAAGUUCUACAGACGAAUAAAACAUACAUGAAGGACAUAACUGUGAUACAACCAGAGUGGCUAUUAGAAUUAGCUCCUCACUUUUAUGAGAAGACUUCCCUUGAAACUAUUUAAUAUAAUUUGUAUAAAUCGCCAUAAUAAAAUGAAAAAAAAAAAAGGAAAAUUUAACCGAAUUAUGCGAAUAUUU